Neoarthrinium moseri is the source of this 1944-nucleotide messenger RNA. RefSeq lists its product as uncharacterized. The transcript is spliced from 7 exons. The coding region runs from base 1 to 1944 and encodes 647 amino acids. Gene Ontology annotation, molecular function: zinc ion binding; DNA-binding transcription factor activity, RNA polymerase II-specific. NCBI's taxonomy places the organism in Eukaryota, Fungi, Ascomycota, Sordariomycetes, Amphisphaeriales, Apiosporaceae. The record is from RefSeq and is a predicted model, not a curated record. Gene Ontology annotation, biological process: regulation of transcription by RNA polymerase II.
AUGGCUGGCCCAGGCGGUGGUCCCCCUCGACGCAGUCACACCAAGUCCCGCAAGGGCUGUGACAACUGCAAGCGCCGCCACAUCCGCUGUGAUGAAAACUUUCCGCAAUGCCGCAACUGCACGAAGCACAAGGUCCGGUGCCCGUACAACGACGUUCCUGUCCCUGACGACAGGUCCGCCACGCCGGACAAGCCCGACUUGAUGUGGAAUCCAGAAAUCGAGGCCGCCAUCGAACAGUGGCAGCUCACCGGAGUCUUCCCUUUCCCCAGCCUCAACAUCUACCCAACGCCGGCCCCUCAGUACUUUUCCGUCGAGGAUCUGAGGUUGAUCUACCACGUCGCUGCCAUCUGCCAUGAGCUCGGCGCAAUCGACGCCAACGGUUUCACCCUGUGGACCCGCCAGAUUCCUACUAUUCUGAAAAUCGGCGCCACGCAUGGCUACGUCAUGCACGCCCUGCUCGCCUUCUCAGCGAUGCACAUUGCCUUCCUGACGGACUGCCCAAUGGUUGGUAACAUGGCCUACGAGCACAGGGGGAUCGCCCUCAAAGGCCUGCACGAAGCCAUCGGCUCCUUUUCGCGUGACACGUCCGAUGCCGUCCUGGCAGCCUCGCUGGUGCUUUCCUGGCAGGCCACAGAUUGGCGAAGCUGGACUCAACUCAUGCAGGGGACCUCCUCCGUCAUUGAUGCCAUGGAGCCAUGGAAGCAUGAGUCACAGUUUGGAGACUUCAUUGCCGAGAGCAGCACGUUCCCAACGGCGCCCCCUUCUCCGACUCCCGACCACAAGCCUAACCAGCCACGCAAGGAGGACUUGGAUGCUUUCACCCGGACCAUCGCCCAACUCGCCAAGGUCGAGACCCAUUUGAAGCAGAACAAGGAGGAUACGAAGCUCAUCCAGCAGCUGGGCGCGUUCCUGAAGGGUGCCCGAAAGGUCAGCCCCAUUCAAUCCGUGUCAGCCCAGUUCGACCGUCUGCAGCCGCUGAGGACCUGGCUCUUCUGGCUGCCAGUCAUGUGCUUGAAGCAAAACGGCACGUCCCCAAGCGCGUUGGUCGUCAUCGCCCACUACUACACGGCCGCGAUCUUGAUGGAGCGUCUCUUCCCCGAAAUUGGGGCGGCCUACUUUGGCAGCCUUUCUAUUGGACCCGUGGAGGAGAUUGCUCGCCGUCUGCUCUCAAUCAACGUCUCUGGCAGCGCCGAGGGUGACUUGCAAACACCACUAACCCUGAUGGAGUACCCUAUCGACACCGUCAAUGAAUUUCGCCAUCGCAUGGGGUGGAUCCAGCCGGCACGCACGCCCUCGUUCCCCCAGUUCAACCCGCCGAACUUCUACAUGAGCGGGGACGACAUGUCGCAAGGUACACCGCCUUCCACCACCUCGUACAUGCCCUAUGGCGACAACCCGGCUUUCAACUGGAGCACCGAGGAUCUCUCUACUUUGGCAGCACCCGAGCGCGAGCCUGGUAGUGCCAUCAGUCCCUUGACUCUGUCGUCCCCCUUCACGAGCCAACAGUAUCUCAACAUUCCAUCGCCUUCCUAUGGCGGCUACAGCCCCGCUUCGUCCACAUUCGGCGAGGGCUCCAUUGUGUAUAGUGACACUGAGGACUUCGGAUCAUAUGAUGGGGGCUUCACGGGGUAUCCACCUCUUGGCCCUGCGGGAUCCAGCAACUAUGGCGUUGGGACAAUUCCCAUUGAGAGCCGCAUGCACCAGGAUUCUUGCGCAACCCCCUCGGUUCUUUCACCCCAACCCACCCACUUCGCGCCCUCGCCAUAUCUUCAACCGCUGAUGGUGCAUGGAGUCCCUCCUGAGUCAACAACGCCCUUGUCGCUGUCCGCGCCCUCACCUCAAUUCAUGUCGCCUUACCACUUUGAGCCUCGCCAUCACCAUCGACACCACUCAUCCACCUCGUCCAUUCCACUCCAGGCAAAGGGCACAGAGAGGGGGCAUUAG